Messenger RNA from Prorocentrum cordatum, 3189 nucleotides. Lineage: Eukaryota; Dinophyceae; Prorocentrales; Prorocentraceae. The record is from the annotation of a GenBank genome assembly.
AUGUCGUCGGAGAGGUCAUCCUACAAGAAAUGGGUAGAGUUGCGCGAAGCCUUCCGGCGGAAGCACAAGGGCGUCCUCACGGGGGCGGCGGAAGACAUGCGCUUGCAGCUACCUCGCAGGGCCAUGGAGGAGGAGGGCCUGGAGUGCGCCGUUUGGCCGCACCUGUACCCGCGCACGAACAUGUGCGAGACGCACGUGCGCCUGUCAGACGUGCGGAGGCAGGAGAAACAGAAGCGGCGGAGACAGGGCAGUUCCUCGGAAUCUAGUGACAGCGGAUCCAACGCAGACGAGCAGAGCACCGACGGCGAGGCCGCUGGACCUCGUGACCCAGGUGACUUUGCCAAGAAGCAGAGGAACUCGGCGAAGGCGUCAUUCUUGGCAAAGGUGUUGGGGCCAGUCAUUGGCUACGGAUCGGACACGGACCUCGUCCAGUUUGUGUACGACCUGUGGUUGUGGUCGUCACUGGGGAGCAAGCGCAACGCUCUCGCAGGUCAGAUGCCAAUGAGACUGGCGGCGGGAGGGCAUAGUUUUACACCGGCGUACUGCAAGCUGCGGCACGACGCCCUGAUAGACGCGGUCAAGCAGCUCGGUUUGCCGUCGCUGUUCAUCGCGGUGUCGCCCUAUGAAUGGUCCUUCCCGUACGCCCGGUGGGUGGAGGACGAGAUGAGGAAGGAGCUGCGAUCGAAGACCCACCUGCCCGUUGCGGAGACGCUGCGCAUUGCGCACGUGCUGGGGCAAACCGUUGAGGGGUUCUUGACUGGCGCGAACAAUGCGAAGAAGAAGAGCAACAAAAAUAAUAAGAAAGGCUGGGAGAAACACGUGUUCGGCGCGAGCGACGGAAGCGGCAAGAACACGGUGCGGGUUCACUUCGCUAGGGCAGAGUUCCAGGACGGGAAGCGCAAGCGUUACGUUGGGGAGCACGAGGCGGCCAGCCAGUUCUAUCACGGGCGCGGGACGGUGCACGUGCAUCUUCUCGUCUGGCUCGAAAACGAAGCCUCGAUUGGUCUGGAGGAGGCCAUCGCUGCGACGUCCCCGAUUGACAAUCCGGAGCUCAAGUCCUUGGUGGAAGGCUCCCAGAGGUCGCACACGGGAAGUGGAUGGCCUGUGCGCGAGGCACCUUCAAUGUUCGACGAGGAUGCGCGGGCGCUGCGCUUGCAUCGUACGAAGGCGGACCACAUGAAACGCAACAAGAAGGGCGAGCUGGAGGGCGUCCGAGCAUACAUCAAGGACGUUCUGAGCGCCCUGUAUUGCCACGUGGACGUCUUGGGGGCGGACGACAAGGCGGGCAUGUUGCUUAGGUACGUGACGCCGUACGUCCCCAAGUUCUCCGAUUCGUUCUGUGAUGAGUGGCUCGCGGACCAGGCCAGCGACUACUCCAUUGCGAGGAGAGUGCUCACGGACUACCAUCCGCUGGAGCCGGAGAUGGCGGAGCUGCCUGGCAUAGUCCGGGAGUACAUGUCCUCGACGUGGCGCGGGAGGCAAAUGUCUCUCAUGGAGUACCUGAGGAAGGCGAACGCGGACGGCAACAUCCAGCAGUGGAUACGUCGGGAGCACAAGAAGCACUUGGAGAAGGCGAACGAGGGAUCCGCAGAGCGAGUGGACGACCUAGAGGAGUUCGCCCGACAGGUGCAGCCGAAGGGAGACACGCUGAUCGCGGCAAGUUACUUGUCCCGGUACGGCGACAGGUACUACGGGCAGUGGGUGCUGCUCCACGUGCCGUUCCGGUCCGUGGACGAUCUCUGGCGCACAGAGCUGGACCGCGUGCCCGAACAUCUUCGGUACCAGGCCUUGGCGUUCUUGCACCGCCCAGAGAUGUGGCGCCAAGCGGACCGCAUUCGGGAGACACUGGAGCUCGAGGCUUUCAGGGAGCACCACAUUGCAAACAUCAUCGCUAUGCUGCAUGCGCACGCGGCGCUCAUCGACAAGUAUGUUGCAGGGGACAUUUCCAAGGACGAUUACGCCGUGGAGCACUACGAGCAAGGGGUCGAGGGCGACCGGGAGAUCUACGCCCCCACGCCGGAGCAGGCGAACGUCACGAACACGAUUGUGAACCGGGUGCGGGCCAACAUGGAGGCGAAGGCGACCACGGAGGACGAUUGGCGCGGAGGGAGUGGGAAGACGACGGACGUGGAGCACGCGGUGAACGACUGCGUCACCAACGGCGCACGAAUGUUCAUCGUUGCUCCCACAGGCCGGCUUGCCGCGACGUACCGCGCGAAGUAUCCUGAUCUGGAUGUGGACACGAUUCACGGUGCGUUCUUGCUGUUCAAGCCCGAGCAGCAGAUGCUGGAGCUCAUGAUCCCCUACGACCUGGUCAUCGUGGACGAGGUGGGGCAGUUGCCGCGGUGGGUGUAUGAGCGGCUCAUGACGCUGUGGCGGGCGGCCGAGAUGUACCCGACGUUUGUGUUUCUGGGGGAUUUUUUCCAAUUGCCCGGGGUGGAGCAGACGUCGGCGCGGGAUAGUCCACUGUGGCACAGCGCCUGCAUGCAGCGCUUGAAGUUGCGGGCAAUGAUUCGAUGCAAGUGCUUACUGCUCCGGAAGAAAUUUGAGAUUCUACGCGUUGCUAAACCCAGUGUGAAGCAAUUGCGGUUCAUCCUUCGAGGCCACAAAGCGCCGUCGGCGGAGUAUUACGACGAGAGUGCGGAAGGCCCGAGUCAGGAGACGGUCUCACGGAUUCUCGCGGAGACGCCGCACACGCUUUUCCUCACCGUGUCCAGGAAGGCGUGUGCCACGCUCAACGACUUUGCCGUGCAGAGUUUGUUCUCCGAGGACAUGCCCGUGGCCGUUCUCCCGGCGGACCCAGAGAGCAACGUGGAUAAUUACGACGGCGCGAAGUUCAUCGACGACAAGCCGCUGGCGACGCCCAUCUUCGCUGGCAUGAGAGUGGUCCUGACGAAGAACUUGAACAAGGCAGCUGGGUACGUGAACGGCAUGGGCGCGGAGUUUCUCGGGAUGGAGGGCGACGCCGUCUGCGUCCGGACCGAUCAAGGAAGAGUGGCUUCAGUGUAUCCAUGGACAUCAGAGAACCGCACCGUGCAUUAUCCUCUCAGGUUGGGAUAUGCGAGCACUCUGCACAAAGUGCAGGGGGCGACGCUUCAGCACAUCACCCUCUGGUUAGAUAUAGCAGGCAUGCCGGCCGCGGCGUACGUGGCUCUGUCCCGGGUCCGCCACGACGCCGAUUGGCGGAUC